This is a messenger RNA of Oncorhynchus mykiss (rainbow trout), 2241 nucleotides long. NCBI's taxonomy places the organism in Eukaryota, Metazoa, Chordata, Actinopteri, Salmoniformes, Salmonidae. The record is from RefSeq and is a predicted model, not a curated record.
UCCCGCCACUCACGGCUCCGGGGGUCACGUCACGAGCACAAGGAGAGAAUGGAUAACUUUUUUUAAGUUCCAGAGUCUGUCCGGUGUCGAACAGCCAUGAACCACCGUUUAUUGGGACCGGGAGCCCUGGUUCUGUUCGCAGUCCUUGUAACAGAGUGUUUGGCCAGGAAUGAGGAAGAGCGGUUGAUUCAACAUCUGUUCAAGGAGAAGGCUUACAACAAGGACCUCCGGCCCGUAGAAAAACAGGACGAAGCUGUCGUUGUGUACAUCGCCCUCACACUCUCUAACCUCAUCUCUCUGAAAGAGGUAACCGAGACUCUGCUGACCAAUGUGUGGAUGGAACAUGGCUGGUAUGACACCAGGCUGUCAUGGAACACCGCUGAGUUUGACGAUAUCGAUGUCCUGCGCCUCCCGCCCAGCAUGGUGUGGCUGCCGGAGAUCGUCCUAGAGAACAAUAACGAUGCCCAGUUCCAGGUGGCGUACUACUGUAACGUAUUGAUCAAUCCGGAAGGCUAUGUGUACUGGCUGCCGCCAGCCAUCUUCAGAUCCUCCUGUGCCAUCAACGUCAACUACUUCCCCUUCGACUGGCAGAACUGCACUCUCAAGUUCACCUCCCUGACCUACAAUGCUAAGGAGAUCACCAUGCAGCUGAAAGAGGAGCUGGAAGAUGACAAGUCCUACAAGGUGGAGUGGAUCAUCAUAGACCCUGCAGGGUUCACAGAGAAUGGAGAGUGGGAAAUCAUUCAUAAACCGGCCCGUAGGAACACCUAUAAGAAUAUCCCUAUAGAGAGCAACAAGCACCAGGACAUCACCUUCUAUCUCAUCAUCAAACGCAAACCUCUGUUCUAUAUCGUCAACAUCAUAAUCCCCUCUGUCCUCAUCUCCUUCAUGGCUACACUGGUCUACUACUUACCAGCUGACAGUGGGGAGAAGAUGACUCUGUCCAUCUCGGUGCUGCUGGCUCAGUCUGUGUUCCUGCUGCUGAUCUCACAGAGACUGCCAGAGACCUCCAUGGCUAUACCACUUAUUGUCAAGUAUCUGAUGUUCAUCAUGGUUCUGGUUACGGUGGUGGUGUUGCACUGUGUGGUGGUCCUCAACCUGCACUUCAGGAGCCCCAGUACACACAUCAUGACAGAGUGGACUAGAGAGUUCUUCCUGGAGAGGUUGCCCCGCCUGCUGCGGAUGUCCCGCCCUGCAGAGUCAGAGUCUAGCUGGGAGGGGGCGUUGCCAAGGCGAUCUAGCUCGGUUGGUUACAUUGCUAAGGCGGAAGAGUACUACAGUGUGAAGUCACGCAGCGAGCUGAUGUUUGAGAAACAGUCUGAGAGACAUGGGCUGGCCACACGGGCUACACCUGCGGCAGCUGUGAAGCCCCAGUCAGAUGGAGAGGUGACAGAGCAGCUGUACUCUGAGAUGAAGCCUGGUGUGGAUGGAGCCAACUACAUUGUCAAACACAUGCAUGACAAGAAUGACUACAACGAGGAGAAGGAUAACUGGAGUGGUAUAGCUCGUACGGUGGACCGUCUGUGUCUGUUCCUGGUCACCCCAGUCAUGACAGCAGGCACCAUCGUCAUCUUCCUCAUGGGUAUCUACAACCACCCUCCGCCCCUGCCCUUCGAGGGAGACCCCUACAACUACCUGGAGGAGAACAAGCGCUACGUCUGAUACACACCAACGCUUACACACGUUCGCACACAUGUGAAGUGUGGUUCUGCUGUUUGUUCACCUUCACCUUCACUAACACAUCCGCAACCGCCCAAAUAUAAAAUAUGAGGCCUGCCCCCGACCCUAACCCACAAAUAUAGAAAAUGCACUGUGGGCCUACAGUCAGAUGGCAGAACUAUUUUUGGACAGGCCUUUGUAUAUAGGCCUAUGUUUCUGCUUAUCAUUUCCAACAUUUUGGUAGGUUAUUUGUUAGUCAACUUGUUUGUAAUUAGAUAGGCCUAAAUGUAGCUCCUCUACUGUCAUUACUAGUUGACCUAGAACACUAAGUAAUCCCUUAACCAAAAUGUAAUUAAUCCAUAGAAUUAAUGUUUCAGUCAACUUGACAUCGGUAAAGUUUGUUUUCUCUUUCAUCUCUGCUUCUUUUGCAGCAAAGACAUGUAGGGCCCGGGCAAAAAUUCUAUAACAAAAAAAAAACUGGGAAAGAUUUUUUUGCAAAAUUUCCAAAUGACAUCAGUUUGACCGGUUUUUAGAAAUGUAAAAGCUAUUAAAAAGACCCAACAUGUUUUUGAUAAGAUUUAA